Messenger RNA from Marmota flaviventris (yellow-bellied marmot), 5487 nucleotides. RefSeq names its product OTU deubiquitinase 7B (gene Otud7b). Gene Ontology annotation, molecular function: cysteine-type deubiquitinase activity; zinc ion binding; K63-linked polyubiquitin modification-dependent protein binding. NCBI's taxonomy places the organism in Eukaryota, Metazoa, Chordata, Mammalia, Rodentia, Sciuridae. Gene Ontology annotation, biological process: protein K63-linked deubiquitination; protein K48-linked deubiquitination; protein K11-linked deubiquitination. The record is from RefSeq and is a predicted model, not a curated record. Gene Ontology annotation, cellular component: cytoplasm; nucleus.
GCAAAAAGCCCCUGGGAGAGGCCAGUCCUGAUCAGUCCCGUUUGGCUUCGGCUCCAGAUCCUGUGCGGAGCGACAGCCGCGGUCGCAGUGUCCGCCACCGCGUCCGCCUCCGUCGUCGUCGGGGGAGGGGCCGGUCGGACCCCGGGGUCACUGCCGAGGAAUGAGGAGCGGCGGCCGGGCCCCGCGCUCCGCCCCGGCCUAGGGCCUGGCCCGGGAGUCGCGAGGGUGGAGGCCUGAAUUUUGAUCUAUGCACUGCCUUCAUCCAGCUGCCUGAAAGUACUUGAUGAUCACAUGACCCUGGACAUGGAUGCUGUCCUGUCGGAUUUUGUCCGUUCCACAGGAGCAGAGCCAGGGUUGGCCCGUGAUCUCCUGGAAGGAAAGAAUUGGGAUGUGAGUGCUGCCCUCAGUGAUUUCGAACAGCUACGUCAAGUUCAUGCUGGGAACCUGCCCCCACCCUUCAGUGAAGGGAAUAGUGGCUCCAAGACCCCUGAAAAGGGGUGUUCUGAUAGAGAGUCCACUCGCCCUCUACGACCCAUCCUACAGCGGCAGGAUGACAUCAUUCAAGAAAAACGCCUGUCUAGGGGCAUCUCCCACGCCAGCUCCAGCAUUGUUUCCCUGGCCCGGUCCCAUGUCUCCUCCAAUGGUGGGGGUGGGGGGAGCAGUGAGCACCCCCUGGAAAUGCCCAUCUGUGCCUUCCAGCUUCCAGAUCUCACUGUGUACAAUGAAGACUUCCGCAGCUUCAUAGAGAGAGACCUCAUUGAGCAGUCCAUGCUGGUUGCCUUGGAACAGGCAGGACGUUUGAAUUGGUGGGUUAGUGUGGACCCCACCUGUCAGAGGCUGCUUCCUUUGGCAACUACUGGAGAUGGGAACUGCCUUCUGCAUGCAGCCUCUCUUGGGAUGUGGGGUUUCCAUGAUCGGGACUUGAUGCUGAGGAAAGCUCUGUAUGCACUGAUGGAGAAGGGAGUCGAGAAGGAAGCACUGAAAAGGCGCUGGAGGUGGCAGCAAACCCAGCAGAACAAGGAGUCAGGGCUGGUAUAUACAGAGGAUGAAUGGCAGAAGGAAUGGAAUGAACUGAUCAAACUUGCCUCAAGUGAACCCCGAAUGCAUCUAGGUACCAAUGGAGCCAGUGGUGGUGGGGUGGAAAGUUCAGAGGAGCCUGUCUAUGAGAGCCUAGAAGAGUUCCAUGUCUUUGUCCUUGCUCAUGUGCUUAGGAGGCCCAUCGUCGUCGUGGCAGACACCAUGCUGAGGGACUCUGGAGGAGAAGCAUUUGCCCCUAUUCCCUUUGGGGGAAUCUAUCUGCCCUUGGAGGUCCCAGCCAGCCAGUGUCACCGAUCUCCUUUGGUGCUUGCCUAUGAUCAGGCCCACUUUUCUGCACUUGUGUCCAUGGAGCAGAAGGAGAAUGCCAAGGAACAAGCUGUGAUCCCACUUACAGAUUCAGAGCAUAAGCUGUUGCCCUUGCACUUUGCUGUGGACCCAGGAAAGGGCUGGGAGUGGGGCAAAGAUGACAAUGACAAUGUUCGAUUGGCCAGUGUAAUUCUGUCCCUAGAGGUUAAAUUGCAUUUGCUGCAUAGCUACAUGAAUGUGAAGUGGAUCCCAUUGUCUUCUGAUGCACAGGCUCCUCUGGCCCAACCUGAGUCUCCCACAGCCUCAGCUGGAGAUGAGCCCCGAUCUACUCCUGAAUCUGGGGAAUCAGACAAGGAGUCAGUUGGCAGUAGUUCUACCAGCAAUGAAGGCAGCCGGCGGAAGGAGAAGUCAAAGCGAGAUCGGGAGAAAGACAAGAAAAGAGCAGAUUCUGUGGCUAACAAACUGGGCAGCUUUGGCAAAACCUUGGGCAGCAAGCUCAAGAAGAACAUGGGAGGCCUGAUGCACAGCAAGGGCUCUAAGCCUGGAGGGGUGGGAACCGGGUCGGGGGUAAGCAGUGGCACUGAGACACUGGAGAAGAAGAAGAAAAACUCACUGAAGAGCUGGAAAGGUGUCAAAGAGGAGGUAGUGGGGGAUGGACCUGUAUCUGAGAAGCCCACAUCUGAGUCUGUUGGUAAUGGAGGGAGCAAGUAUAGCCAGGAGGUGAUGCAAAGCCUGAGCAUUAUGAGGAUUGCCAUGCAAGGGGAGGGGAAAUUUAUUUUUGUUGGAACCCUGAAGAUGGGUCACCGUCACCAAUAUCAGGAGGAGAUGAUCCAGCGCUACCUAUCUGAUGCUGAGGAGAGAUUCCUGGCAGAGCAGAAACAGAAGGAGGCAGAGAGGAAGAUCAUGAAUGGAGGGGUAGGGAGUGGGCCUCCCCCGGCCAAAAAGCCAGAGCCAGAUGGCGGGGAGGAACUGACUGCCCCCCGAGCAGAGUCCAAGGCACUGGCAUACUCUACUGGCUAUCCUGGGGGCUUUACUAUCCCUCGGCCUUCUGGGGGUGGAGUGCACUGCCAGGAACCCCGAAGGCAGUUGGCAGGGGGUCCUUGUGGGGGGGGCCUGCCACCAUAUGCGACCUUUCCCAGACAGUGCCCUCCUGGGCGACCCUACUCCCACCAGGACAGCAUCCCUUCUCUGGAUCCAGGCAGUCACUCCAAGGAUGGAGUUCACAGGGGUGCAUUGUUACCACCCCACUUUCGCGUGGCUGAUUCCUAUAGCAACGGCUAUAGAGAACCCCCUGAGCCAGAUGGAUGGGCUGGAGGCCCCCGGGGGCUUCCCCCAACCCAGACCAAAUGCAAACAACCGAACUGCAGCUUUUAUGGACACCCUGAGACAAACAACUUCUGCUCUUGCUGUUACAGGGAAGAACUGAGGAGGCGGGAACGUGAGCCGGGUGGGGAGCUGCUGGUGCACAGGUUCUGAGUGGAUGGAACCUGUGAGGGCAAGGGGGCCGGAUGAAGAAAGUUAAGCGCAACACACUGGCUCAUCAAGACCCAGCCCCCCAGGUUGAUGGGGCAGAUGCAGAAAUGUUUAUGGGAGCCUGGCUGGAAACAUACGCGUGUGCGCUUGAGUGCUGCCAAGUGGGCAAGAUCAGGUCAGGGUUGGAAGGUGCCUCAAGGGCUGUACUAUUCCUUUGUAGAGCUUGACUUGAUGGGACUGAGGAGGUACAAAGGGGUAGGGAUGGUAAUUCUGUCUCAAAACCCUUUCAGUCCCAUCCCAGGAUCUAAUGGAAAGUAGUAUGAGAGGGUUUGGUGUGUGGGAGUGGGAAGUGGACAGAUGUCUGGGGGAGAAACUGGUAAAGUAGAUUCUCAGUUAAUUAAAGAAAAAAAGAGACCAAAGUUCUUUUAGGUUGGAAUAAAGCACAUGGUGGUGGAGUGUGGAGGGAAAUAGAUAUUGGACAAAAUUUACUAUUGAUUUGAAUAGGGUAGUAAUUAGAGUUGGAUAAAUUCUACCUCCAGAAGGAUCUGGAAAGACAAGACAGUAAAGUGUGCUCUUGAAUGCUUGUUGGGGAAGGUAGUUUAAAUUCCAGUUUAUGGAGAUGGGAAGGGGAGGAAUUUAAAAGGGGAUUCUUUUUCCUCUGAAGUUUGAUUUCCUUCUGAAUAGUCAUCUAUCUAGUUUGAAAGGAGAUUGCCUCCUCUCUUUUCCUCAUCCUUUUUGAGGCUGAGCUCAGCUAAGUUAAGAAGGUUGUGAUUUUUUUUUUAAAGAUUUUAAUUUUAUUUAAAAAAAAAAUUCCUCUGGAAAAGAGAGUGAUGAGAAGAGCAGCUGUGUGUUGAAUUUUCUCCAGGUGAAUGGGUGCAGAGUGAUCUAACUACUUAGCAAUAACCAUAUGUGAGGGUCAAGUGCAUCUUGGGAGGGGUGGGAUAAGGACAGACAUUUGGCCAGACUGUUUCAAACAAAACCAAAAACCUACAUAAAGCACUAAUAUCCUCUGCUGCUGUUUUUCUGUAGAAAGCAACUUAUUUUAUUGACUAAUUUUUUUUAAAGAAAAGAAACAAAAGGACCCCGACAAACAAAACACUUUAAAAAUUAUUAUUAUUUUUUUUCCUAUUUAAGUGAUUUUUCUCCUUCCUCUCUACUUUUGGAGAAUGAACUUAACAUCCCGGCUUCUUUUGUUAAGCCAGAGCUGACCUUAAUCUGUGGUUAGUUUAUUAAAAUAAAUAAAUAAAUAAACUUUGUAAGAAGAGAUAUUUUUGAUAUUAGGACUGAAGUUGAAACAUGGGGUGGGGGUUAGGGCAAUUUAUAAAAAGGUAGUUAGAGAAAUAUAUUUUAGUGAACUAUAACCACAGAUCACAGAUAACUCCCAAUGAGCUGAUCUGUCUUUGGAUUUCUCCCUUUCAUUGACCCAACCCUAUUAUCCAGCAGAUAGGGAUGUAGACACAGUUGGGGGGAGGUCCUUUGCAUUUUGCACAAAGCACAAGUCUGGGCAGCUUAUGAUCUGGCCAGAACCAUUUCUAAGAGCUUUAAGCCAGAAGUCCUUCCUGGGCCAGUUUUCCGUUUCUUUAUAUUUUUUCCUGGGGGAAAAAUCAACUAUGCAAUUGUAUACACUCCUAGGUGCAUAUGGAGAAGGGGAAUAAUUGUACUUAAGUGUCCAGAGUUUUAAUUGGGGCUAUUUUUCUGUGCUUGAACUUCUUUGUUGAGGUAUGUGUUCAUCAGUGUGUAGUGGAAUAGAAUCCCCACAUUUGAUCCGAGGCGCACAAGCUGGGAAUGUGUGUGUUGGGGGUACUCUGAUUUGCAUAUGUUCCUUCUGCCCAGUCCCCAAAAGUUUUCAUCCCAUUUUUUCCCUCACCAACAAAGCCAGUCAAGACUCACUCAUUAGAACUGCUCAAUUUAGAAAGGUUCCUUUCUCCUCAACAAAGGCGAAAGUCACUUAUUUUCCAAAAUUGACUAGUCUGCUGAUUUAAUCAUUAACUGUGGCUAUUAAUUCUCAGGCAUUUAUUUGACAAUAGAUUGGUUUUAAGGAAGCAACGAGACUCCAAAGAAAGGGAUAUCUAUAAAAGAACCUAGCAUGAGAUGUGCACUCCCCUCAGGCACACAAUUUAAAUGAGUACUCAGUAAUCCAAUACUUUUAUAAAAGUUCAGUAUUUUUUAAAAAAAUGAACACCAAAAAUCCAUGUUGAACAAAAAUCAAAAUCUUGAAGACAGGAUCUGACCAAGGACCAGAAUUUGGGUGAGAGAAGUGAGGUUGGAUUAAUCAAGUAUGAGGACGGAUCCUGUCUUUAGUUAAAUGUUUGAAAUGUUGUUCAUCAUGAGUUUUUUUUAACUUUAGUUUUAAUUUUUAAAAAAUUGUGUCAAAAUAGUAUUUACCUGGGUUUUUAAUCACUUCUUCCAUUUUGUGCCCACAGUGAGUGCCUUGUUCACCUCACCCUAGUCUUGUCCCUGUUUCUGGGGUUGAAUAACACUGAUGAAUCUUCCAUGUGAGCCUCCAUCCCUACCAUGUACAAGACACUUAGUGGCUUAAACCAACACUGGGCUCUCCCCACACUCCCUUAGGCUUCCAUAUCAUAGGAUGAUGGCCUGGACCAAUAGAAGUGGAAACAGACCAGGGGUUUCCCCAGAGAAUAAAACCAGGGAAGUUGAUCCUCCAUUGGA